GUAUAUAAAUGUUUUGAAAAUCCGGUUUUUUGAUACUGUAGACGCUUUUAGUAAAUUUGAGUCACACCUUUUCAACAUGUACAAACUACUUGUAAUUUUUUUAAUUGUUAAUUACGAAUUAUCGGGGGUAAAUUCUUGUGGUGGUGGACCCACAAGACCUGAAUGUGACGAAUAUGAAUACCUUCCACAUCAAGAUCGCGCGAAUAUUUUAACAAAUCUGCCAGAUACAAUGGAAAUUGGACACUGUUCAUUUACAGGUACUCACAAUUCAAUGUCCUCCAUAACACCAAACCCAGAAGCGCAGACCCAAGAAAUGCCCCUAACGAAGCAGAUGGAGUCCGGAGUCCGAGUUUUUGAUAUCGGAGUCAGAACAUUAUUCGAUUAUUUCGCACUAUACUCCGGCAGCACAUCCUUGCAUUGGAUCUUCAUGGACGUAAUCCAUCUAAUCAACAAAUUUCUGGCCAAGCAUCCUCGAGAGUUCAUCAUUUUGAUAUUGAGACAAGAGUACAUGUCUCCUCUGGACGAUCUGCACCCUCAGAAUUGCGAUAUCCUUGCUAAGUACUUAACGGAAAACAUCGGGUGGCGCUUGACGAGGAACUGGACCCUCGCAGACACUCUUGACAAAGUCAGAGGAAAAAUUCUGCUGGCCACCAACGACAUAUCCUUCAUUAGCUGUCUCUUCGAGCUUUUCUCCAGGUGCUCUUACUUCAAAGAUAAAGACUCUUCAGGGUAUGACUCAAGUAUGUCGGUGAUUGACAAUAAGUUCAUCAGGUACCUUAGGUUCAUUGCAAAGAGCCUUAAUCAAGAGUACACUUGUUACAUUUAUGACCUGAGCAUUUAUGACAAGUCUCGUUACUUUAGCACGCAGGCUAAGUACGGCGGGUAUGAUUUUAAUAAUGAAUGCGUCGAGCCGCUUAAUCACAAGGUCAAUCGUUUAUAUCCUGGCAGCGAACCAAAGACUCUUACUAUUAUUAUCGUCGAUUUUGUUACUCAAGAACUGAUAGACCAUGUUCAUGAAAUGAAUGAGGUUCACGUAAAAUCUUAUUUAACUGGAUAA
Molecule: messenger RNA, 1057 nt
Organism: Cotesia glomerata
Lineage: Eukaryota; Metazoa; Arthropoda; Insecta; Hymenoptera; Braconidae
Exons: 2
Coding region: 77-1057 (326 amino acids)
Biological process (GO): lipid metabolic process
Molecular function (GO): phosphoric diester hydrolase activity
Source: RefSeq, a predicted model, not a curated record